Labrus mixtus (cuckoo wrasse) is the source of this 4380-nucleotide messenger RNA. RefSeq names its product potassium inwardly rectifying channel subfamily J member 14 (gene kcnj14). Lineage: Eukaryota; Metazoa; Chordata; Actinopteri; Labriformes; Labridae. Gene Ontology annotation, cellular component: plasma membrane. The coding region runs from base 1531 to 3135 and encodes 534 amino acids. Gene Ontology annotation, molecular function: inward rectifier potassium channel activity. Gene Ontology annotation, biological process: potassium ion import across plasma membrane; regulation of monoatomic ion transmembrane transport. The record is from RefSeq and is a predicted model, not a curated record. The transcript is spliced from 3 exons.
AUUCUCUCUUGUUAAAGUUAUUUUUAUAUAUUAAGGAAUCUGAUGUUCAGGCAGCCUUUGAUGAUCUGGUUCAAGCAGAGAUCCUGAGUAUGAAACUACAGUCUCUCAAUGACUCUCUCAGACACCAUACUUCUCAGCUUUAGCUUCACAGGUGUACACCUGAUCCAUCACCCUCGGCACGAGACAUCUGGAAUAAUGUUGUUAACUUCCUCAGGUGACCUGUGUACUUACCUUCUCCACUACAUAUACAUCUGACACUUUAAUCUGGAACCAUGAUUAUUGUCAGAGAUGGAUCAAAGUAAUCUCUCUCUCUCUCUUUUGUUUUCUUUCCUUCUUAUCUCUUGUCAGGCAUUGACUGUUUUUCAGCCAUAAUAAUGAGCUGUAAUGAGGUAUGUGUGCUCUGAAACACUAACUGUUGCAGGUGAUAGUAAACAGCUGUGUACUUAAGGUCAAUGUUGUCCAUGCAACAUAGAAGUACAUGAAACUGAAUUCAACAAAAUUGACAAUGGCCAUCAAACGGAUAUACAGACCCCUUAAAAGAAAGUGUGAAGUUGUCAAAGCAGUGACAUGAGUGAAAUGGAACCGGAAAUGGCAAACCAAAAAUGUUUUUAUUUUUUUCAAUUGGGACCCUCUUUUGAGCUAAAGUAAAUGUCCUUGACAUUUAAUGAUAACCUUUAACAAGUUAAAGGAUUAGUUUAAGUCUGCUGAAGUCUGAACACUAAAUUGUGUGUAUAGUAUUCAAUGCUUUGAUGUACUGAAAGUUCUGUGUUUUUUGUUUUUCCAUGCCCAUGCCAAGGGGUUGUGAACCGGAAAGACAUUUCAUUGUAAGAAUUGGCAUGAUUUAUUUUUCCUUUUUUGACUGCAUGAUGAUAUCAGAUGGUCCAAUGUAGCUUUGUCGGUCCUGUUUGCAUCUUGUUUCAAUAUUUUGUAAAGUCCCCUGCAAUGAGCUGUAUGCUUUUUUUUAUUUUCAUCCCAGUCCUACAAUUCAAUUGCAUACUUAGUUUUUUAGCUUUUAUCAGCUGAUGCCUGCUUGAGGCUUCCCUUUUUGCUUUGAACUGAACAAAAACAAUCCUGCAUGCUUUUGUGUUGUCUUUUGAGAUCAAUCCCCCCCUACAAGUAGUUCUCGAGCUUAUUUCAAACUGGGGUUCACAGGAAUAGACUCCUUUGAUUUCUACUGACUGCCGUCUUUCCAGGUCAUACCAAAUUACUUUUGGUGGAUAUUAUUGAAGGACAUUGAUUGUUCAUGAACACAUCUGUGGAUCUCAUUCAAGAAAGCACACUUGUUUGAUGAGGGAUCUAUCGCUGUCGAGUGACCAAUGGCCUUUGAAGGAAUUCUGCUCUGGUUAUUACUGGCCACUGUGAACUUUAAAUUAUCUCUUUAUUAAGAAGAACUGAAAGUCUGUGUUGUUCUCGCAACACUUAGUUGACUGCAUCAAGUAGCUUGAUUUUUGCACAGAAUCUAAAUCAAAGCUCACUGAGGAAUACUAAGGAUCCUCUGCAUUGGAGGUUACAAAACUGUAUUUGUUCAUCAUGGGAGCGGCGCGUGUUAAACGCCGUUUCAGUGCAGUGGUGGACGGGCCAGUAGAGGAAGAGGAGGUCAUGAGGCUGGCACAGAGUGCUGCAGACACGGCUAGGGCAGGGGGGAGCCCAACAGGGUCAGGAACCCCAAGCAGCCCCUCCCCGACCCAUGCCCUGAAUGGCAAAACUCUACCGCUCCAGAGCAACACCAACAAUGCACGAAGGCAGAGUGCUAUUGGAGAGUCAGUUGGGGGAGAUGCAGGAGAAGGCGGGGUGAGAGCAGGAGGAAUGUGCUCUGAGAUACGGAGUGGAAGAGGCAAUAAUGUAGGAGGAAGAGGGAAAAGCCGGUCAUCAUCGGAUCAGGGGUCUCUCUCUUCCCCCUCCACUACCAGCCGCCGGCGCAACAGGCGCUCAGGCCGCCGGCCCCGGCAACGCUUUGUGGGCAAGGACGGACGCUGCAACGUCACCUUCGUCAACAUGAGCGAGAGGGGCCAGCGUUACCUCAGCGACCUUUUUACCACCUGUGUGGACAUUCGCUGGCGCUGGAUGCUGGUCAUCUUCACCCUCUCCUUUCUUCUCUCCUGGCUGCUCUUUGGAUUUGCUUUCUGGCUCAUUGCCUCCGCGCAUGGGGACUUCUCCAUCCGGCUUACCCCAAGCUCAGGAUCCUCUCCGGAGUCAGGAGAGGCAGAGUCUGGUGUAGAGUCUAAUAGAAAGGCAGUGGUUGAGGAGCCCUGCUUCCUCCAGGUGAACAGCUUCAUGGCGGCCUUUUUAUUCUCGUUAGAGACACAGACAUCCAUCGGUUACGGAUUUAGAAGCGUGACUGAAGAAUGUCCCCUGGCGGUGAUGGCGGUCGUUUUGCAGUGCAUUGUGGGCUGCAUUAUUGACGCCUUCAUCAUCGGGGCAGUCAUGGCAAAGAUUGCCAAGCCCAAGAAGCGCAACGAGACAUUGGUGUUCUCUGACACAGCUGUCGUGGCGCUAAGGGACGGAAAGCUCUGCAUGAUGUGGAGAGUUGGAAACCUACGCAAGAGCCACCUGGUAGAGGCACAUGUACGAGCACAACUGCUGAAGUCUAGAGUGACAGAAGAGGGAGAGUUCCUCCCACUGGACAAUGCCGACAUCAAUGUGGGUUUUGACACUGGAACAGACCGCAUCUUCUUGGUCUCUCCAGUGACAAUUGUCCAUGAAAUCAACGAUGAAUCACCCUUCUUCGAAAUCGACCGAAAGACCUUGGAGAAUGACUCCGAGUUGGAGGUGGUGGUCAUACUCGAGGGCAUGGUGGAGGCCACUGCCAUGACUACACAGUGCCGUAGCUCCUAUCUGGCUUCUGAAAUCCUCUGGGGACAUCGAUUUGAACCAGUGCUCUUCGAGAGGAAAGACUGCUACCAGGUGGACUACUCGUUCUUCCAUCGAACUUAUGAAAUUCCAAACACACCAUCAUGCAGCGCUAAAGAGCUGGCUGAGCAGAAAUACAUUGAAAGCUCACACUCAUCAUUCUGCUAUGAGAAUGAAGUGGCUUUGGAACUUGUGUCCCCUAAUGAAGGGCCUGACCAAGAUCCUGAGAGGCCUUCCCCACCAACACGAAAACCCUCCCUGGCAGAUCAUCUCCACUACAACUGAAAGUGGGGGGAGGAGGCUUUAAGAGAAAAGAGAUAUGAAGUUAAUCAGUUAAGCUGACAGACAGGCAUAAAGAGAGGGAUAGAAAGGUAGGAAAGGGCUGACAGAGAGACAGGUUUAAAAAAUGGGUAGUGCAUGACUAUGCCAGUGUCAGGAUUAAGGACAGGAAGACGUUAACUGUGAUUAUAGCAAAAAAAAAAGAGAAAAUUGGGAGCAAGUCAAGAGAUGAAGUAGAAUGUUAGAACGUGUGCAAGAUCUAAAUGAGUAUCACAAUACAGAUUAGACUGCACGGAGUAAUAGACAGGAGAUAGAUUAACAGAGGAAGGUUCUGGGUCAGUCUAAAGGGGGGAGUUGUCUGAUUGGUCCUGGCAAUCUUUCAGAAUCAUUGAAAACUCGUCUGCUAAGUCUCACAUCUGGCCCGUCUCCACCACAGCAUGCCCUUCUAUCUCCAAUGCCUGACUCGCAGAAUCACAACAGCACCCCUUGGUGACUAUAACCUGCAACUACACCUUCAGUCUCCUGAUCUGCAGACAUUUUUUAAGGGGAGCUCGGGGGAGCUUCUGUAUGAAAUGAAUCGUUUUGUACCUUCUGAGGUAUAGCUCAGGAAUGUAUUCCACUCUGAUUUAUCAUUUUAAUGCUUUAUUUUCUUAUGGUAAGUAUGGACAGUGCACAUUAUUUUGAUACUUGUGGAUGGCUAAUGAGAAUGUAGUUAGUCAUUAUUUUGUUAGGCUACUUAAAGAGCCAAAAUAGAGCAACAGUAACAUGAAGUAACAGCUGAAAACUAGCAGCGGUUUUAAGCGGUUUGUCUUCCAUGUUAUGUGUUGUAUGUUGUUGUUUUUUGGCUUUUAAGUAAAACAAAAAAUGUUCACAUAUUUUAACACCUGCAGUAACAUGUUGUGUUGAGUUGAAUAGCACAUGGUCAAAGAAAACAUUGUACACUUGGUAGUGUGAGUCAUUUUCAAACCACUGCAGAUGAAGAAUGUUGUGUUCGGACAAGUCAAUUUCCAUAUAUUGUUUUCUGUGCUACAAUCUAAAGUAGCUUCUCUUGUUCUGUUGCUGAAAUCAUUCUAACUCUUUUUUUUUUUUUUUACAUUUGGAUACUAGCAAUUAGGACCUGAGCUAUAAUAUUUAAGUGUCUUGGCAGUGUAAAGGCUCUUGACAUUAUGAACUGAUUUCAGGGCAGUGGGGUUCGGCUCAUAAACUUUGUUAAAGCGGUGGAGGACUUUAGUCACCUCCAGCAUCACCAGA